GACAUGAUUUCAUAGGAAAAUAAUCAAUUUUAGAGUGGUCACUAAUGUCGCUUAAUCACACCAACCCAUCACACAGUAUUUAACUGUAACAACACACACACACACACACACAAGCUAGUAAGCUAGUGAGUGUAUUUUAAAAUGUAAUAAUUAUUAUUACAGAUUAUUUGUGAUUCUAAUCAAGCAUUUUGUCUCUGAGGUAAAAUCACUUCCAUGUAUUAUUCCGUCGCUUUUGUCGCCACCUGGUGGCCACGUGAUGUCACUGCAGCUGUAUUGUAAAUGGUGUCUGCUGUGCGUUAAUGGCGUUUUCAGUGCUGGCGCUUAAACUAUCGCUCAUCAGGCGUCUUAUUUUCAUUACAUCAGUGUAAGAAUCAGCAAAAAAACCGCCUGACGAUGAGCGCGAUAUUGUUAUCGUGGUCAGAAAAAGUGCUACAGCUUCUCCGGCGUAUGAACAGCUUUCAUUUACCAGGUUCUAGUUUAGAGAAAUGUCUGCGGUUCGAGGUCGCAGGUCAGCAGGUGGGCUGGAUCCGCCCGGGCGUGGCGUCGGUGCUGCGCCGUUACCCGGAGGUGUUCUGUACAGUAGGGGGCGCUAUAGAGCUCUGCCCCACGCUGGACACGUAUGAGCGCAGGACGCAGGCGGUGGAGGUCGUGCUGCAGACGCUCAGAGAUCAGGCAGAGUUUAGGUGUCUAAAGGGCUGGAGAAAUGAGAAGUAUGCGGUGAUGCCGAGGUUCUGCGACACUCCGCUGAUGCACAUGGAGAGAGCAGCGACGAGUCUGUUCGGAGUGAAGCGUUAUGGUGUCCACAUUAACGGAUUCAGUCGAGACGGAGACGGGAAGCUGAGCAUGUGGCUCGGCAGGAGAUCCAACUCUAAACAAACUUAUCCUGGAAAACUGGACAACCUGGCAGCGGGAGGUCUAGCAGCCGGCUGCAGUGUUAAACACACGCUGGUGAAAGAGUGUGAGGAGGAAGCGUGUAUCCCUCCAUCACUGGCGCAGAAAGCGCGACCCAUAGGAACCAUCAGCUACACAUACGAGGAUGACGAGGGCGUGUUCCCCGAGUGCCAGUUCGUGUUUGAUUUGGAGCUCCCGAGCGAUUUCAAGCCUCAGAUCGGAGACGGAGAAGUGCAGGAGUUUUAUUUCUACCCCAUCGACAAGGUUAAGGAACUGAUCAUAAGUGAGGAGUUUAAGCCAAAUUGUGCCAUGGUGGUGCUGGAUUUCCUCAUCAGACACUCCGUCAUAGAACCCGACUCAGGCGAGUUACGCACUUUCAACACAUUCUCUAAACAUGUGUGUGUGUGUGUGUGUGUGUGUGUAGAUUUAAAAUAAAACUAAUCCCAUCCAAAUAGGGCUUUAGACAGCAACACGCUGUCCAACUGCAUUUUCUUAAACUUUCACAGAGUAUUAAUUCUUUUAUUUUUGACAGUUGACACACAUUUACCGCAUGCUAGCUUGGUUAACUUUUACAGUAAGGGUGUGUGAGAAACAAUCUUGACUCUUGUUUUUAAACGUCGUUUCGCACUUUUCUUUUUCAGAG
Molecule: messenger RNA, 1534 nt
Organism: Pangasianodon hypophthalmus (striped catfish)
Lineage: Eukaryota; Metazoa; Chordata; Actinopteri; Siluriformes; Pangasiidae
Gene: tpk2
Product: thiamin pyrophosphokinase 2
Exons: 7
Coding region: 394-1326 (310 amino acids)
Molecular function (GO): 8-oxo-dGDP phosphatase activity
Source: RefSeq, a predicted model, not a curated record